AUGUUCGAGAAGGUUGCAAGGAAACACUGGAUUCUAACUUUAGGCAUAGACGAAUCAUGGAGAGAGACGCAGAGCAUAUCGCCUGAAAUUUUCUAUUACUUGCCCGGUGUUUGCAUUAAUGGAUUCAUCUAUCGGUUUAUCUAUUGGUUUGCUAAGGAUAACAGACCUGUCAUAGCUGCAUUUGAUAUCAAAUCUGAAAAGCUCAAUAUUCUUGCAUUGUGGAGUGCAUCUCAUCACUGUAUCGAUGAUUACAAGCUUAUAGAGGUGAAGGGUAAAUUAGCCGUCAUCGAUAUUGAAAAAUGGUUAAGUGGAUACAUCCGCUUGUGGAUUUAUGAAAACACUCAGAAAGAAGAUCGACGGAAGAGUCAUGAACCACAAUUGUCUCCUCCAAGAUCAAAAAAACAAGAAGCUGGUUUCAGUAAUUCCCUGUCCAAAACCGAAAGUGAAUGCGAUAACAAAUAG
This is a messenger RNA of Lycium barbarum (goji berry), 462 nucleotides long. Its product is annotated as putative F-box protein At4g38870. The coding region runs from base 1 to 462 and encodes 153 amino acids. The transcript is spliced from 2 exons. Lineage: Eukaryota; Viridiplantae; Streptophyta; Magnoliopsida; Solanales; Solanaceae. The record is from RefSeq and is a predicted model, not a curated record.